Messenger RNA from Cylas formicarius (sweet potato weevil), 4158 nucleotides. RefSeq lists its product as uncharacterized. Gene Ontology annotation, cellular component: nucleus. Gene Ontology annotation, biological process: regulation of DNA-templated transcription; double-strand break repair via homologous recombination. Bases 75 to 4121 code for a protein of 1348 amino acids. The record is from RefSeq and is a predicted model, not a curated record. NCBI's taxonomy places the organism in Eukaryota, Metazoa, Arthropoda, Insecta, Coleoptera, Brentidae. The transcript has 10 exons.
CCUUGUAUUUCGAAAAUUCGUUUAAAAAUCAGGGCAAUUCAAAAUCUUGUUUUCGCGCAAUAUAAAUUCUGCUAAUGGCCUGCCAGAAUUCUCCCGAAAAUACCGAUGUUCCGGAAAAGUCGCUUUCGCCAGUUCUUAGUAAUAGCCGAUCCUAUAGGAAAGUGCUACAUGUAAAAAAGAGAAAAUAUUCAAAUAUUCGCAACAAGGUUAAAACUGAAGAAAAUAAGGAACCUGUCGAUGAAACGGAGCCCGAAAUCGCCACUUAUUCGGAGAAAUUAGGACCGGAUGUUUCUCUGGUACAUCAAAUUGAAUACCUGAAAAAAUGGAAAGCUGAUAUGGAGAAAAAUUAUGAUAAAAUAGCUUACAGCUCCACACUUGGGCAAAACGAGCUUAUGCUUGGACCGGCUAUAUCCGAAAAUGAUGUUAGUGCAAUGGUAAUUAGAGACUUGGAGCCUGCACCUAGAAUCUUUACAAAAAGUACGAUAAGAGGAAAUAGGAGUGUGAAAAAUAUAUUCACGGAUGAAAAUUUUGACGAUUUGAAGCCAUUCAAAGGUGGUUUCGAUAAAAUUCCAACAGCUAAAAGGAAUAUUUUUGAAAAUGAAAAUUUUGAUGAUCUUAAGUUACAAGGAAGUUUCGUAGCAUUUCAAAAAUCUUCAUCUAUUUUGAGACCCAAACAGGUAAAUUCCAAUUCUGAUUUGGAAGCUAAAAAGUGUGCCGAGAGGCAGUUUAUCAACGGCCCAAACAUAUUUCAGAAUGAACAACUUGACGAUAUUAAAUUGCCAAUGCAUUUUGAUGGGUUUAAAAAAUGUUCCUUCCUUAUAGAAAAAGAAUUAUUUAGCAAUAAAGAAACUUUAACAAUUGCAAAAAAUAUUUUUGAGAAUGAAAAUUUUAAAUCAUUUCAAAAAUCUACAUCCAUUUUACCAAGCGGUGCUAACUGUAAAUUAGCAAAGGAAAAGUGCACUGAAAAACAAUGCACCAAAAUCACUUCAGAUAUUUUUCCGGAUGAACAAUUUGAUGAUCUUCAAUUGCCAGAAGAUUUUAAUGGAUUUCAAAAAAGUUCUUUUCUUAUCACUAAAAGCUCACCAGAUAAGCGCAGUGCACUUUUAGAAAGUAAGUUAGUUAAUUCAGAGCAAACUAAUACUAAAGCAACUUUACCUGACAUGUUUGGAGAUGAAAAUUUUGAUGACUUAAAAUUGGGCCGACGCAAUUUCGGAGGUUUUAUUAAAGCUUCUGAAAAGAAUAAAUUAUCAACAAACCGAAUGCUCACAGUAAACUUGGAAUUGGAUGUUGCUUCAGCUGUUAAACAAGGUUCUUCAGAAGCAGGGAGGGUACCUAAAAUCUCUGGCAAUAGUGGUUUCAGAAAUAUAUUUGAUAAUGAAGAUUUUGAUGAUUUAAAAAAUAAUGAAGAAAAAAUAAGGAACAACUCCAGUAGCUAUAAAAAUGGCAAUUUUAAACAACUAUUUGCCGACGAAAAUUUUGAUGACUUAAAACACAGCUUCGAAAAUUUGAGAGGUUUUUCAAAAGCUUCUGCAACUACAGUGGACAAUUGUAAUGAUUUUAAUAGAAUCAAUUAUUGCGUUGAUGAGGACUUUAAAGGCUUUACCGAUUCCGAAAAACUAAUAUCUUCAACUGUGAAAAAUGCAUUUUGUAAGCACAUCAGUUUUCCUGACACACCAAACACGCAGUCAAAGAGUGUUAAUAAAAUUCAAACAACUGAUUUGAACGUAUCUAUGAAAAAUAAGUCUCAAACGCAUGGCAAUGUGAAUUUUCUGAGGAGGCCCAAAAAGAGGUUAGGAGUCCAUGUGUCUCCCUCGAUAACCGUAUCAGACAGGAGCUUAAAACGAGCAAAGAUGCUCUUCGAAGAUGAAUUUUCCAGCACGUCGACUCCGGUCAGAGCGGACGUCGCCCCCAAAGUUAAUUGCGACAUAACUCCAAUUCAAAAACGUACCAAUGUCUUUUCAGUUCAGAAAAAUACACCCAAAAGCGAGUCCUUUGGUAAAAUUGUUGUGGAACGCACACUGAUAAGCGGCAGGUUCCAAAUUCGGAACCCCUCGGAGGUCGGCAUUGACCAAGUGUUGCACGACAUAGGCAAUGAGCGCCGAUUGCUCGAAGAAAAGCUGAGGAUUAUCGGCCAGAGGGAGACGGCUUUGAGUGACCAACGCCAAUUUCUCUUGUUUCCCAGGGAAAAUGUCAAGGCGAAUCCUGGUUUUUUGUAUGUUGCCAAAAGUAAAGGCCAUUGCCGGAGAUUGAGAACUAUCGCAUGGCGACAAAAUUUGACCGAUUUCGAGGCCGAUAAUAUUGUGUACCAGAUUAACCCUACCAAUGCUGCCAUGGUGCAUUUUAAUUUAAACGAUGUUGACGAGGAGCAACCGUUUAUAGUAACGGCUGACGGGGCCAAAGUAAUUCCAAACGGUGGCAACCAAAUCGGGCUGCCCGAGGUGGAUCGAAGCUUUAAAACUAUGCUAGGGGUGGAUCCGGGUUUAAUUCCCAAGGGGUGGGUAAAAAAUCACUACAAAUGGAUCGUGUGGAAGUUAGCUAGCUACGAGCGGACCUUCCCGGACAUAUUCGAUCGGUGCUUGAGCGUCGAGAACGUCGUGCGACAGCUAAAGUAUAGGUACGACCGCGAAAUAGACAAGGCGGAGAGGCCUGCCGUUCGCAAGAUUCUCGAAAAAGACGACUGUGCCCAAAAGAGAUUGGUGCUAUGCGUGUCCAAGAUAUCGAGGGUUGGUACCGGUUACGAGUUGGAACUAACCGACGGUUGGUACGCCGUAAGGACCGUCAUCGAUCGUCCAUUGUGCGAUCAAAUUGAUCGGGGCAAACUUCGCGUAGGCACGAAAAUAAUCACGUGCGGGGCCGAACUGUCGAACUGCGAAGCUUGCAGUCCAUUGGAGGUCAGCGAUCUGGCUUACUUACGGAUAAGCUAUAACUCGACCAGAAGGGCCGCAUGGUGGGCCAAGCUGGGUUACCAAAGGGACCCCGAUCCGUUUCCCGUGUCUUUAUCAAGCGUUCGCCCCGAGGGGGGCAAGAUUGGGUGCGCGCGCUUCUACCUGGCCAGGGUAUAUCCUGUCAAGUACCUCGAAUCGGUUGAAGGAAAGAAAGUGUGGAGGAAUGAAAAGGCGGAGGAACGUAGGACGCAAGAGUGGCAGUGCGAGAGGGAAAGGGAGUCGGCGCCUCGAACCUUUAAACACAUCGAAAAGGAGGACAUCAGGGAAGUGAGAGAUCCGGGGGCCUUGUACGAGAUGUUGCAGAGGAGCGACGAUCCUGAAGGCCUGCAGGAAUACCUGACGGAUUCUCAGAAGGAGUCUGUGUAUUCCUAUCGAGCGGCCGAAACGGUUAACACACAUUCGAGCGAUGUGAUAAGCCGCGUCUCGCGCGACGUCACGCCCCUUUUAAAACUUAGGGUGGUGGACUGCGACGACGUGGCCAAAGACUAUACGUUCAACGUUUGGAGGCCGUCCGAAACGCACUUUCAAAUUCUAAAAGAAGAAGAAAUAGUAACUGCUUUUAACGUCACGUGCAGCAAAAAUUGGGGGCUUGGCAGCAACAGCCACACCCGGUUUCGACGCGAAGGACGGCCUACUUGCGAUGACAAAUUCGAUAAACUCAAAAGAAGGGUGACGCUCAUCGAUCGCUUGGCGCCGGGCGUCGCGUUCAGGGAAUUCGACACAGUGGGCGUGUUGGUGAAAAAGCGGAUCGAGAGUAAUUUUCAGGAUUUUUGGCUCGCCGGCCCGUCGGAAAGGUUGUUGCUGGUGAAUGUGUACGAAUCGCCGCGGAAUAUAUCGCUCCUGGGGUCGGUCAAAGACGGGGACGUCUUAACAGUAUCGAAUUUGACGUUUCAACAAGCGUAUGAUACGUAUAGUCGCGCGUGCGCGGACCAUUACACCACAGUUGCGAAAUAUUCGAGGUGCAAACAUUUGCAAGACGCGUGUCAGGCGUUAAACGCAGAGCUCGAAGAACGGGAUUUCGCCGAAUUUUUAACACUGUGUCGAAAAAAAGUGGUAAGCGUCGAAGAGAAAUGGAACUCGAGCGCGAAAUUAGAGUGGGGCAACGACGAUAUGGAUUCGUCCCAACUUACGAGCACCGAUAUCGCAUUAAUGGAGUGUAUGAAUAAGUUUACGUGAACUUCGUUGUGAUAGUGACUUAAGUUCCACGUUGAAA